Molecule: messenger RNA, 3631 nt
Organism: Clarias gariepinus (North African catfish)
Lineage: Eukaryota; Metazoa; Chordata; Actinopteri; Siluriformes; Clariidae
Exons: 4
Coding region: 208-1956 (582 amino acids)
Source: RefSeq, a predicted model, not a curated record
AGGGCAGGACACUUUACUUACCACACAGCAAGCUGAUUUCUGAAUACUUUCUCAACUUGUCAAUACUCAAUACUUUCUCCCCAGUCAAAGCUGUGUGUUAAUGCGCACAGGCCAGACCGAGGUCCAAGGCAUCAGUGGAGAUGCUUAGGCUGAAUGUUACAAUGUCACUGCUGAGCUGAGAGACACAGUGACCUUGCCCUUAUAGCCAUGGAUGUCCAUGUCCACAGCAACCCGCGUCUUCAGUACAAGCUCAACGGCUACCAGCAAUCUAAAGACGAUGCCCUACAGUUUCUCAGUUCAGAGGAAAAGGAGUGCAUUCUUUUCUUUGAGGAGACUAUAGACUCACUGGAGGACGGUUUUGAUGAUACCACAGGGCGGACUCCCAGAAAGAUAAUUUCUUUGAAUAGCCUUCGAGCUUCAUCUAGCUCAGCGUUAAGUUCUGCCCCUAGGACAAAUGUCUCCCCCAAUGUAAUGGAGCAUGACAUCAUUGACUUGGUUCGUCCCUCAACAAACUUCACUGUGCAAGAUUUUUCUAACCUUUCUGUUUCGGACCCUCACCAAAAAACACCAAAAAACGACCCUGUUGGAUACGAGGAGAACAACCAUGCGCGUCCUCCAGGCUCUGUUCCAACACCAGUUGUCAUUGUCAGCAAGAUCUCAGAGGACCAGGGCAGUGGUGGGAUAAGUCCCUCAACACUGUUAGGCCGCAGACGCAGCCUAGAAUCAAAACGUGACCCUUCUAUGCAUCCCAGGAACCCUCAUCUUCCCAGCAAAAUGAGCCUAACACGGGGCCACCAAGAACUCAACGCCCAAUCACUUGCCAUUGCAGCUGUCAAUGUUCAGGAACGCCGUUCACAGAUGUUGGCCAACCUGCCCGAGGGAUCCCAUCCAUUAGAGGGGGGAGAACCUGCCUGUGUGCGCAAUGUGCCUAUGCGCAGUGUGUCAUUCAACGACAUGGCGCCUGAUAAGUCCAGGGUUGAGGCUCUGUCCAAACUGGGGUUAAUGGCAGGAAAAACAACUCAUUCAACUCCCAAUAUUGGCACUAAACUAAGCAGCAACACUGUUUCACCUAACAGUAGCACUUACCAAGUAGGCAGCUUACCUUACUCAGCAAGUUCACCUAUCGACAACUCUAACAAAGCGAGCGUCAGCAUGCAUGCUCAAACAUCUAACAACAUUGCUGUAAGGAAUAUUGUUGGCCAGAGAAAGACCAGCAACCCUUCUUUCAAUCAAUCCACCUCCAACAGCGACUAUGAGGCAAAACUCAAGAGUGAAAUCGCUCCCAAUAACUUCAACUAUUAUGGGGGCAAAACUGCUACAAUCACACCUAUUAAAGACACUAGUCCCACUUUUAACAAAGAUAGAAGGUCUAGUGCUGAAGUGAAACACACUGACUUUAACAGCUAUGGUGGUAAAAGCGUCAUUUUAAAUCCCGCAAUGAGUGUCAAAGCAGAAUCUGUCUCUUCCCCAUAUGCAAAUGCACAUGAGCCACCAGAAACCCAGUUUAACAGUUAUGGUGGCAGAUCAAAAGUUAUAAAUCCUUCAUUGAGCACAGAUGAACCAGACGGGGUAACCUCUGCCCACAGCCACUCAACAACUAACACUGGCCCUACCACCACAUAUCACGGAGACCCCACUGGAUCUAGAUACCAAUCUGAGAAAAAUAGCUAUGAUGUGAAACCCAAAGUACUUACUCCUGUACGAACUGACCCAGUUUACCAGCCUAUAGUCAGGACCAGGCCUUCUACAGUGGCCCCUCCAACAGCCCCUAGACCUCAAGGUUCCACUUCAUCUAUGAGGACUCGUCCAGAUCCAGUUCCUCCAGAGAUCCUCAGUAAGCCUGCUCCAUCGUUCCGCAACCAAGGUGUCACGGUACAGUUUUCUGGAAAAGGAACAACAGGUGAAGCCAGACAGGAUGCCUUGCGCAGAUUGGGACUGCUAAAGAAAACAUCCUAAAUGCUCAUUUUCAGUACCUGUGAACAUUUUUUUAACUGAAAUCUCAAUUUCAAUGAUGCAGUUUACUAUAACUAAAGGCAGAACUUUUGAGGAUUAUGUAAUUGUCCUUUAGAUAAUGGAGCUCAUUAACUGCUAUAGUAUUAUUUUCUAUUCUGAAUGUAUAAUCAGUUCUAGUUCUUUUACUUAUACGUAAUCUCUUUUUAAAUUUAUUUAAGAACGUGUAUUACUUAACAGUUAGGUUUCAGUGCUAUUCAACAAAUCAUGACCAGUGGCUUUAUCUACCAUGAAGCUUUUCAGCAGUUCUUUCUUACAGUGAUUUUUGGGGAGUCAAGUUGAUCUGAUUGUACAUUUACAGAAUUUGGAAUAAUAUUAAGGCACAGCAGUGCUAGAUUGGCAGAACUUCUGAGCUUCCAAUCUGAAGGUCAGCAUAUUAACCACGGAACUACCACUGCCAUUUUCACUACAAAAAUGGUACCUAAUACAAAAAGGUCUGAAUGAGAGUGCAGUGCUGAGGACAGAAGCCAAUUCUAAAUGUUACCCAAGAAUCAUUUGGCUUCAUGUUUGACCAUUCUGAGUAGUUUUUAUAGAAAGUACACAUAACUAAUGUUAGUAGGUGAUCCUAUCCUCGGCUAUGGAUCAGAUCAUCACUGUAAAGGGCUGUAUGAUGAAUUGCUGAUAAGUGAUAAGUCACUGGUCAUACCAAAGCUCUCCUAAGGACAGAAAUAGGCGUGACAUACUGAAUAUGUAAAGCAGAAACCUUACAGUCUAUCUAAAUGAUAAAUUCAACCAGAGAUGAGCUUAACCACCACUACUGUAAACUCUAUCUGCUUUUGGGACUGGAGUGUUGGCUGCAGCAUCUCGUUAUCAAACCUGUGAUUUGUCAUUUAAAUCUCACCAAUAUGCCAGAAGUUCUCAGAAAUUUGACGUAUGACUGCAGAGGGAUGAAUUUGAAUGAGAUUUCAUCUCGUUGCUUAGAGCUUGCUUCUUUUGCGGCGGUCAUGUCGACGGGAUAUUUCUAAAUUUGACGCCAGCACCUCCCACACCAAACCACAGCAAUCCAAAUGUGGAGGGUGGUGAUGGAACAUGUACUUUUCCUCCUCUUUGGUUCUGUUUCUGUUUGGAUUGGCAUUAUUUUUCUGGACUUCUUCUCUCUGACGUUCUGUCUUCAUUCAAAAUUGUAGCUCUUUAUAUUCAGUUAGUUGUGUUACAAACAACAAAGUGAUUUUGUAUAGGGUUAAGUUCGAGGAAAAAAGUUUGUGACAGUGCAAGUGUGUGUGUGUGUGUGUGUGUGUGCGUGCGUGCGUGCGUGUGUGAUUAGACAAAAGAAAGCGAGAGAAAAUGUAAAAGAAUGAUAAUGGGUGCCUGGUUCAUGGAUGAUUUAUUUGUAUUGUAUUGUUUUUUUUUUGUUUUUUUUUUAUAAUGACUCCGGUUUUUGUAGCAAUUCUACAAACAUCAUUGAAGUACCUUAAACACAAGGUUGUGUUUUUACACACACACACUUGCACACCUAAGAAGCAACCCUAACACUCAUUCUUCAUCUUUAUCUUCAGUUUCACUUUUACAAAUGGUGCCACUGCAAUGAGUAACAGAACUAUAAAGAUAUUUUCCUUUUAUUCCUUUACUUUGAGAUAGUUUUAAAGUCAAUUAUAAGUUAUAAAUAAACUCCUGUAUCACA